Molecule: messenger RNA, 3899 nt
Organism: Brienomyrus brachyistius
Lineage: Eukaryota; Metazoa; Chordata; Actinopteri; Osteoglossiformes; Mormyridae
Product: CD276 antigen-like
Exons: 8
Coding region: 437-1309 (290 amino acids)
Source: RefSeq, a predicted model, not a curated record
AUGUACCAUUUCCUGCGUGUAGCCUACGUGGAUGGAUUUAAGAAGCAGUGAAAUUGUGGAAGCUUGUUCUUCGAAGCCCCUUCCGCUGCCCGGACCGCGACAGCGCUGGGACAAAGAGCCGCACGCUUCGCGACAGGGCGUAGGAGUUAGAGAUCGUCUGGAAGAGAAGCGUAUCUCUUUAAAAGUAUGAAAAUGACCAGAACUUAAGGACUGUACCUCCGGGACAUCUGCACAUCCAAAAGAAUAAUGAUUUCCGUAAUGCUAAGUCUGGAAUUAUUUGAUCUCUGAAUCCCACCUCCGUCUAACUGGUGGUUUGCGGGUACAGGAAAGUCUGUUUUCCAGACACGGUCUGUGAGCUUGGGAAAAACACUGGGAAGGAAUUAGAAUUUCAAGUGCUGAGCUCGAGGAGGGUUUUCCUGCGGUCUUCAGAAUAACAAUGCUGGUGCCUUUGAUAGCUGUGCUGGUCGUCAGUGCUGUGGCUGCCCUUGACGUCCAUGUCCCAGAGGUGCCAGUGGUGGCGCUCUAUGGUCAGGAUGUCACUCUCCACUGCACCUUCAACACCUCCAGUCCCGUCAACUUGUCGGAGCUGAAUGUCUACUGGGAGCUGGCUGACACCAAGCGCAGCGUCCACAGCUUCUCGGCCGGCCGUGACCAGCUGACAGAGCAGGCCGACGCCUUCGCAAACCGCACCAGCCUAUUCCCUGCCCAGCUGGGCUCCGGAAACGCCUCUCUGCUCCUGCAUAAUGUGCGGAUUGCUGACGACGGCAUCUUCUCCUGCUUCGUGAGCUUGGGGACGUUUGGCAGUGGCGCCUUGGUGCUGCAGGUUGCAGCCCCAUACACCAAGCCGCAGGUGACGCUGGCCCCGGAUUUGAACCUGCGGCCUGGAGACGAGGUGUCCCUCACCUGUGUGGCUUAUGGGGGCUUCCCCCAGGCCCAGGUGCAGUGGCAGGAUGGGAUGGGGCGCAACAUGACGGACAACGUGACCACAUCCCAGGUGGCUAGCGAAGAGGGCCUGUUCAACGUGCGCAGUGUCCUGAGGGUAGUGCUGGAGCCCAACAGCACCUACAGCUGCAGGCUACACAACCCGCUGCUGGGGGAGGAAGGACAUGCCUCUGUCACCAUCACAGGUCAGAACUCGACUUUCCCUGCUGUGGCCCUUUGGGUGACAGUGGGCCUGGCCAUCUGCCUUCUGGGGCUGCUCAUUGCUCUGGCUGCUGUGUGUCGCAGGAAGAUCAAAGAGAGCUGCGAAGAAGCUGCUGCAGGUGAGGCCUGUGCUGAAAAUGGGCUAAGAGUGGUGCUGUCUGAAUAGCAACGACACCGCUAAAAAGCUGAAGCAGGACGAGGAACAUUGGACAAGACAACGUGCCAUUAGACCUUCACCCUGACCACAUCUAUUGCUAACAGGAGACUGAACGUGGAUUAAUGAAGACCAAGUGACGGAGGGUUUGGCUUCAUAUCACGGUCUGAUCUAAAAGGGCUUUACACCGGACCACUGUACUUGCUCUGAGGGUUUGAUUUUCAUUUUAUUGCAUUGUAUGCUUUUGUUUGUGUUCACAAAAGAAAUUAAGGCUUACAUGUGUAACGACCACCCGGUGCGUAAUAAACGAACAAUCUUCCAUUGAGCUUCACAUUGUGCUGUUAAUCAGGCACGGUCUUGGUUUCCUCCUCAUUGGCCUGUGUAUAGCAUAUUAAUAAUGCCAAGAUCUCCCUGCAGGAGGCGCUCUUCAUACUAAGCCACAUAGUCCUCAGUGCCUUAUACUUUCUAACCUGGACAAAUGCAAACUGAAAUCAAAGACAUUGCUAAGUGCCCACAGACUGUAUUCCUUUGAACAUAAUAUAGUACGACACAAAGUAUCUUGCAGUAAGUCGGUACAUAAUAUUUAUUUUCAAUAAACAAAGUUUCCAUAUUUUGAGACUUCUGCUUUUAUGGAGGUGGGAAUGCAGGACAAACUCCCCCCCCACCCCCCCCCCCUCAAAAAAAUGAUUUCUUUAUACAUGCUUUAUGUCUUCAAUGUUUCUUGUACAAAGUGUCUGUACCUUAAACAGCGUAUUGGCAGCCUCCUGUCAUGCAUUUUCAGCACAUCUAAUUAAAUGGAAGAGCAUUUUCUUUUCUUUUUUUUUACAUUAAACUCCAUUUUAAAAGCUUGCUUACUGCUUCUGAUUACCUCACUAAAUCCCUUGGUUCAUAUCAGUGUCAUUGUGCUACUGUUUAGUUGCAUUUUAUGUAUCUGCUUUUCACAGCAACUCUAAGCUGGGCUUAUAGUCAUACUCGCUGCACUAAUUCAGUUCACUCUUAUCUGAAAACUGAAUCCACAUAGUUGCAAUACAGAAAUUCCAAUGUCAGUGCCUCACGCAUGGGUAAAACCGCACUGUGCUCUAUUUUGUGUACUUGCCAGAACCUGGCUUUAUUGUCAUAUUAAGAAUGUGUCUAUCUCCUGUUUUGCUUUCCCCACUCAUUGUAUAGGUGCCAAACUGGGACGGUUUUCUUAGCCCACUGGCACCUUUUCAAUAGAGCAUCUUAUUCCAAGACCUUUUAUGCUGCACAGGGUCACAAUGGGAGCUGGAAUUUCCAAAUCUCUCCAUGUAAAGCUGUUAGGAAUAAAAUCAAGAAGUGUCAAAUCAAGAAGCCAUAUUGAGUGGUUCCCAUGUUUAUUUCAUUAGCCAUUAUAGUUAGUUCCUUCAUUUAUUCAUUCGUCAUCUUCUGUACCCACUGUUCUAUACAGGGUUGUAGGGGAUCUAGAGUCUAUCCUGAAAACUACAGGCACGAGGCAAGGAAUAACCCAGGAAGCAGUGCCAACCUAUUGCAGGGCACACGCCAUUCAUUCACACACACACAUUCACACCUAUGGGCAAUUUGGCAACUGCAGCUCAGGCUCAGGCAUUUUUGGACUGUGGGGGGGAAACCAGAGAACUCAAAGGAAACCCCACAAUGACACGGGGAGAACAUGCAAGCCCCACACACAAACAGAACUCACUGCAUUUAUACCUGUUAAAUGGGGUAGUUAGUUAUGUUAGCAUUAGUAUUUUAUCAUGGAAGAGUAUAUUUCAUUUCUAUGUUUAUUCCUUUUGUUAAACUCUUGAGUAUGUGUAUGUGUACAAUGAUUUAGGUCUUUUGAAUAAGCUUUAAAGUUAUUGAAAGAUUCCUCAUCCAGCUUUCAGGCCCUCAUCCAGUAUAAGCACCCUGAAUGGGAUGCCAGUCCAUCGCAGGGCACGAUGCAGGGGAACAUCCUGAAUGGGAUGCCAGUCCAUCGCAGGGCACGAUGCAGGGGAACAUCCUGAAUGGGAUGCCAGUCCAUCGCAGGGCAUGAUGCAGGGGAACAUCCUGAAUGGGAUGCCAGUCCAUCGCAGGGCACAAUGCAGGGGAACAUCCUGACAAUUCAAGCUUUGCAAACACACUGUCUAGGUGAUGAACUGGAACUGAGCAAAUUUUGAAGUAGCAAAGAAAUGUGCACUUUUGAAAUUUUAUCCUGCUAGUUCAAUAACUGAAAAUAAUUUAAAGGAUCUUUCUCCAGCUUUGCAGACACCUUGUAUGGGUGAACAACUGCAGUUGAUCAAAUGUUGAGACAAAUUUCCCCAAAACUGAACUAAUGUCACUUAGUGACAGCAAAGGAAGGGAUGAAAGCAGAUGAGAUUUGACAUUGUGAUAAGUCAAAAAGUAUUUCAUGGAUUUUAUUUCUCCUUCCGAAAAGGAGUAAAUGGAUGAAUAUCUGUUGCUAGCUGCUGUGCUCGGCAAAGUCUGUGUUAGUUUGUGGGUAGGGAAUUUGUAUACUCUGUGAAAGAGCCAAGAGUUAAAAAUACUUUUAUUUGUAAGUUCUGUCCUUGAUUUGUAGCUAAUCCCAUGUAUUUAUUGUAGAUAAGAACAUUAAUUUUAUAAAAUAAAAUGCUGUGUCCCGUUUGAA